GAAAUGUUGGGUGCCCGCAAAGCCAUAAAGUUGCAGUUUGGGUGUUGCUUCAUUUGUUCACCGCUUGCUUGACAAGUCAAGUUUUGAGACAGAAGAUCCUGUGUGAAAGCUUCGCCAUGGCCCAGCCAUCCCUUGGUGAAGUGCAUCGUCAGAUGCCAAAUCCCGAUGACUUGAAAAACUUGGUGAGAUACAAGGGACCAAGCAGCGACCAAACAGUGUUAAAACAAGCUAGCACAAAUUCAGAGCUGCAAAAGGCCGUUGAGGCUGGAGAUCUCAACAUGGCACGCUCACUUUUGCGCUAUGGUGCUGCGAAGCGCUGUGUGAAUGUCAAUGCACCUCUCUAUCCCAAAAGAGAGCGAUUGCUUCAUUUGGCAGCUCGAAAGGGGUCACGUGAUUUGUGCAUCUUGUUGUUAGAAGCAAGGGCCGAGAUCGAUGCGGAGGAGAUCUCUGAUGGCAAGCAACCCCUACAUGAAGCCUGCAAACAUGGUCACCUUGACAUUUGCGAAUUGCUGCUAGACCGCAAAGCACGCAUUGAGGAAGCCAACUUUACAGGGUUCAAACCCUUGCAUUGGGCUGCUUCCAGUGGCCAUGUGGAUAUUUGUGAUAUGCUUCUGGAUCGGAAAGCCAUUCUUCAUUCUGCAUCGGGAGACACGUGGGAGGCGAUACACCAUGCAGCCGCUCAUGGUCAUGCAGAGGUGGUUCGAUUGCUUUGCGAGAGGGGUGCCAAACCAGAUGCUGAAACGGGAACUGGCCAGCCAGCUGUGCGCUUGGCAUGCCUCAGUGACCAUACAAAGGUGGUAAAGACCCUUCUUGACUUCGGUGCUUUGUUUUGCAUGGAAGACUUCAGUGCUGAAGGAGUUCUUCGAAGAUGUCAAGGAACCGAGAUCGAAGACUUGGUCCGAGAAGUUGGACGUUUGCGCUUUGAGUUGGAUGAAGCCGAAGAGAUGUCUGACAUUGGCCAUGCGGAUGAUGCAGCGGCAUUGUUUGCCGGGGUUUAUGCAGCUUUCUGCAGUUUAGGCAUGCGUGUCUCCGCUGCAUCAGUUCGGCGCGAUGCUGCCAGGUUGCAAAUUGACCUUCCGGAUCUCGAGCCACAAGACCAAGCAUGAUGAACGACUCAGACCUCCGCAAAUAGUAUAGUC
Molecule: messenger RNA, 1139 nt
Organism: Durusdinium trenchii
Lineage: Eukaryota; Dinophyceae; Suessiales; Symbiodiniaceae
Source: the annotation of a GenBank genome assembly